Molecule: messenger RNA, 1155 nt
Organism: Saprolegnia parasitica CBS 223.65
Lineage: Eukaryota; Oomycota; Saprolegniomycetes; Saprolegniales; Saprolegniaceae
Exons: 2
Coding region: 1-1155 (384 amino acids)
Biological process (GO): regulation of DNA-templated transcription
Molecular function (GO): DNA-binding transcription factor activity
Source: RefSeq, a predicted model, not a curated record
AUGGAGACGUCGAUGGAAGACGACAUGGCUGUAUGUGUAGACCCCCUUGCCGACCUCUCGGCCUACACGACCAGCGCAGCGCCCGCGGCAACGGCCGCCGAUAUCUUCCGCGACGAAGACGCGUUCUCAUGGCUCUUCCUGACCUCCGACUUGGCGCCGCUCGACCAGAGCAUCUCGUUCCCGACCGACGAAGACCUCGUGGACCUGACCGAGCCCAACCCGGUCGACAUGUCGGCGUCGUCCCAGCCAUCGGUCAUGCCCAUCUCGUCCGGCAUCCCGCCCUUCCUGAAGCGCGAUACAAGCAACAGCCUCGACUCCGUGCUUGCGUCCGACUCGGACUCGGGCUCGGACUCGGACCAGUCGCAGGACAGCGCGUUCUCGAACUCGACCGUUGGCACGUCCGAUGUCUUGAACAAGAAGAAGCGCAAGCGGCUCGCGCGGAACCGCGACUCGGCGCGCGAGUCCCGGAAGCGGCGCCUCGCGCGCAUCCAGCAGAACGAGAUUCGACUGAAGAAGCUCGAGAUGGAAAACAUUGAGCUCAAGAUGCGCUUGAAGAUCGGGAAGGAAGCCAUCUUGUCGAACGCGAGCGAGGCCGAGAUGGCGACGUUCGUCGAGCAGUACAAGGCGCAGUACAGCGACUACGGCGACAAGCGCAAGGAGACGAUCGCGUUCCAUACGCAGCGUGUGCGCGACCUUCUUUUGCCGACGCAAGUCACCAAGAUGUGUCUCUACUCGGUCGAGCAAGGCGACUUUGUGAGUAUGAAGAAGAAGCAGGCGGCUGUCGCGCUCGAGUCAGCUGCGCACAUGGACCACAUCCAGGACGAAGCGCCGUCCAACCUCUGGGCGAUUCUCGCCAAGGAGCUCGACAUCUCAGAGGCCCAGCAGCGCCAGAUCUUUGCGCGUCGCGAGAAGAUCAAGUACCUCCGCGAGAACCUCAACAAGAACCUCGGCAUCCUCCGGUCGUUUGAGAUUGCAACCCAAGAGAAGAACGAGACGCUGGAGGCCGAAGUCGCGCAACUGCAGACGAUUUUGACACCACACCAAGCGACGCGCUUCAUCAUCUGGGUCAAGGAGAACCCGGCGUUCAUGUAUAUGCUCGACAAGCUCGUGCAGUCGAUCAUCCACGGCACGGACGACAAGCCCGCGCCCGCAUGA